Molecule: messenger RNA, 1821 nt
Organism: Armigeres subalbatus
Lineage: Eukaryota; Metazoa; Arthropoda; Insecta; Diptera; Culicidae
Product: zinc finger protein 883-like
Exons: 2
Coding region: 124-1791 (555 amino acids)
Cellular component (GO): nucleus
Molecular function (GO): zinc ion binding
Source: RefSeq, a predicted model, not a curated record
UGAGACGUCUCAGGUGGUUACGAACGAGGCCAUCUCGCAUCUCGCGUAUCCUCCGUAUCCUUCAUUCACUAUAGAUUUGCUUGUUUAGUUUAAAAUUAAAGUUUAUCAAUCAAUCGGAAUGUAAUGGCCAGACUCUGCCGUAUUUGUGCGGCCACAUUUGAAGCCGAAUAUUGCCUGAUAUCGGUGUUUAACAGAACGGAAAUGGGUGACACGAUCGCAGUCCUUCUAGCAAAAUAUUGUCGUUUGGAGAUAACAGAAAACGACCAGUUUCCUAAAGAAAUAUGCUCUUCCUGUUACAAUGAACUACUUACAACCAUGACCUUUCAUCGUAAAUGUGCAAAUUCCGAACAAAAUCUUCUUAAAAUAAUGAAGGACAAUGACAAAGGACCGAUAGAGACAGAAAAAGCUGAACUUCCUAUCGAGUAUGUGGAUGUAGAGGAAAACCACGACUAUUCCAAUUCCACACCGAUCGUCGUGAGUCCAACAGAUGAGCUAUUAAAUGAAUGCUACACCAUGAUUGAAAUGAUGAGUUUUCGGUGCUGCAUAUGCAGAGAAAUUUUCUACAGCCCGGAGGACCAUCGCGAUCAUGUCGAGCAAAUUCACAAAAUAACUUUUCCAUGCGAGACCGGUCCAUUUGACCAGCAUUUCAUGUGCUUCAUAUGUUCAAAAUCUUUCGACAAUUUGGAACAGUUGAAAGCUCAUCAGGGGAAAGGUUUUGUAGAACUGUUUCAAUGCAACAAUUGUGAGGACAUUUACGAAGCAGUUGAACACGUUUUGCAGCAUUUCGAGAAUGAUCAUUGCAAAACGGAAGAAGAGCCACAAAUGAAAGAAACAGAGGAAUCUCAUACAAGCACGAACGACCUAUCAGAUUUAUCAGACGAAAUAAUUAAAUCAGCAAAACAACCGAAAGACCGGUAUUGUUGUUUUACUCAUUGUCAUGAUGUGUUCCAAACCGAGAAGCAUUUGAUAAUUCAUGCAUUGAACAAACAUGCCCAGAAGCUAAAAUACAAUCAAGAACGCCACGAUGCUUCAAACAAACCUCAUGUCUGUAAUAUUUGCUUCCGUUCAUUUGGCUCUUUGAAGAAUUUGAAAGUACAUCAAUUUGUUCGUGCUAAUAAUGUGGAUGGAAAGCAUUUUUCGUGCAUUCACUGUCCCUUUCGUACGGUCAGUCGUAGUCUGUUGACGGUUCAUGAUCGCUCUAAGCAUAGCGGGGAAAGACCUUUUGAAUGCAAUCAUUGUGAAAAACGAUUUUUCAGCGAAAUGCACCUUAAAAAUCAUCUGGUAUGCCAUUCAGAGGAUAGACCAUUCUUGUGUACAUUUUGUGAAAAAAGCUUCAGCAGGAAGCGUAACAUGGAAGAACAUAUUCGUUCCUGCCAUUCCGAAGAAAAACCUUUCAAAUGUGAUGUAUGUCCGGCUAGGUUCAAAGUCUCCCAGCAUCUACGCAUUCAUGCCAGGAUACACUCCGGAGAGAAGCCUUACAAAUGUUCGUACUGUGAUAAUAGCUAUUAUCAUAUAUCCGAUCGAAAACGACACGAAAUGUCGCACACCGGGGAAAAACCAUAUAAGUGCAGCCUCUGUCAGGCAGCAUUUACCAGAAAACGAACCUUAACGAUACAUGAGCGAACGCAUUCCGGUAAGCGACCGUACUGUUGUAUCGUCUGCGGAAAGAGCUUCUGCCAAAAUGCAACGCUCAAGAAACACAUGGAACGGCACGUAGAAGGUGAGAUUGCAGCGGCGUCCCGUACAUCGGAUGAUACUGAUGUGCUCUACAGCGUCGAAAUGGCAGAGUAGGUCGUUUAAUAAAAGUUAAUAAAUUGAGAA